AUUUGAAAGGAAGAAAAACAGCUUAUGAUAUAUAACUAGUUUUAUGAUUUGAUUAUCUACUUAAUUAUAUAUAAAAUAAGAACAAAAUGAUAUGACGUAUAAUUGGAAGUGCCUCUAAUCGUUUUAGAAUAAUGUGAAAAACGGAUAAAUUAAAUAAAAACGAAAACUAAACAAAAAAAACAAUAGAUGUCGAGAGGUUAAAUUAUAAUAUAUGAGGUAGAUAUGUAUGAAAGUAAAUCGAAAAGAAAGAACGACAAACGGAAACAAAAUCAGUAAUCUCCGAUGGUAGAUUAUGAGAAUGAUAAAAAAAAGGUGGGGAGAUGGACACCUGAAGAGGAUGAGAAGCUUUAAAAAUUGAUUGAAGGUUUUGUAUAAAAAUUAAUGAGUAGAAUAUGGAGAAAAGAGUUGGCGAAUCAUAAGUGACAUGAUGGAAGGUCGUAGUGCUAUAUAAUGUUUACAUCGAUGGACUAAAAUACUUAAACCAGGACUAAAGAAAGGUAGUUUUGAAGUAUUUAUAGUUUAGGACCUUGGUAAGAUGAUGAAGAUGAGAAGCUAUUAGAAUGGGUAAAGAAUAAUGGACCUUGUAAAUGGUCUUUGUGUGCUGAAAAUAUUGCAGGAAGGUCAGGAAAACAGUGUAGAGAACGAUGGUUUAAUAAUCUUAAUCCUAAUGUUAAAAAAGGAGGAUGGACAUCUGGUUUAUAUCUAAUCACUAUUCGUAGAGGAGGAUCAUGAAAUAUUUAAAGGCUAUCUAUAGUAUUCAUCAUCUUGGUCAAAAAUUGCUAAGAACUUAUCAGGUAGAACUGAAAAUUCGGUUAAGAAUAGGUUUUAUUCUACUGUUAGAAAAUUAUUGGCUGAUUAAGAAAAAAAUGGAAUAUCACUUAAAGUAAUUCCAUUUCAUUUAUUAUAUAUUUAGAUGCUUGAAGCCUAAGGGGAAAACGGUACUUCUGCUUUAUAGACUUUUGUUAAAGAACAUCUCUAAAAAUAUGAAUAACAAAUGUAAAUGUAAAUGGAAUAAGAAGAACCUGAUUCAGAUAAAUCAAUGUAAGAAGAAAAAGUUGAAGAAUCUGAUAUUAAAUCUGAAGAUGAAGAUGAUAGCAAAUCUAGAAAGAAAAUGUAAGCAGAAACUUAUUAAGAAUAAAAUUUACUUUAUAGAUUACUUAAAUAAUAGGGAGGACCUAUUAAAAGAACAUCAUGUAUGAAAGAUUAUUCAACUAUCUAUAAAAAAUAUAAAAAAAGGUAUAAUCAAAAAAAGAAAGAUAAAAAAUUGUCAGAUAAAGUUGAGAAUCUCAGAAAAAUGAUUCUUAAAAAAGAUGAUUAUAAAAAUUCAUCAGAAGAAAAAGAAUUAGACUUUUAAUAAAAUCUUGAAUAAUAAUUAGCUAAUUUCUCACAAUAAAAAAUGGAUGCUCAAUCUCAAAAUGGAGAUUCUGAUAAAAUGAAUGAAUUUUAAGAAAAAUUAUUAGCAUUUUUCAAUUAACAAUUAAAUGAAGUCAUGAAAAAAUUUUAUGUAGAAAUGGGAGAUCCAAAAUAAGCCAAAUGGUAAAUGAUUUUAGCUCCAGAUGAUAAUAAAAUUUAAUAAUAACAACAAUAAUAAUAAUAACAAUAAUAAUAAUAAUAAUAAUAAUAAUAAUAAUAAUAAUAAUAAUAAUAAUAAUAAUAAUAAUAAUAAUAACAAUAAUAAUAAUAAUUGCAAGAAAAUAAAAAAAAAACGAAAAGACAAAUUGCUAAGAGUGUCAAAGUCAAAGAAGAAGAAGAUGAGCAAAAUUAAAUGGUUAUGAAUACAUUUCUUUAGAAAUUUAAUCAUCUUGGUUAAAUUGGAAUUACUUAAUUAGGGUAUUAUAUUAAAAUUAUUUUAGAGCAAAUGUAAAUGAAGGUAAAAAUGAAACCGAAAAUCAAAUGGUUCAAGAUGCAAAAAUUGAUUAAAAAAUGAUGUUUUUAAUUAGUUAAUUACAUACAUUAGAAAAUAUGUUAGGUGAUACGAAAAAGGAAUUCAGUAGACUAGAAGCUAGUCUUUAUGAAAAAAUCAACAAUACUUCAUUUCACUCUAAUAAUUCGAGUGAAAAGAACUGAUACUUAAUUAUUGUUAUUUAAAUUCUAUGAUUUAGUGUCA
Messenger RNA from Paramecium sonneborni, 2107 nucleotides. Lineage: Eukaryota; Ciliophora; Oligohymenophorea; Peniculida; Parameciidae. The record is from the annotation of a GenBank genome assembly.